AUGGCUCGUUGGGCUGAGUACUUUGAGCAGCUGUUCACGAUUGAUCCUCCAAGCGGACAGCUCCAAACUGCAGGGUUACAGAUACUGGAUGCUGAUCCAUCCAUUGACGAAACUGCACCCUACACUGAUGAUGUCAAAGAAGCUGUGGCAAAGUUGAGGAGUGGAAAGACAGCUGGCAUCUUGUAUUUGCAGUCACCUGCUGAAACACCAGAGACUGAACAGUCUGGGUUCAUACCCUGCAAGUUACCUAUGAAGAAGCAAAGCUCCCAAAGCUUGAAGUUGGGGUGCCUUAAGGACUUCAACCUGGAGGUUCAGUUUAAGCCGGAUGUUAAGCCAAUUUUUUGCAAGCCAAGAUCGGUGCCCUUUGCCAUUCAAGAUGAUUUGGCCAAGGCUUAUGAUGCAGGCAUCGCGAGAGGAGUUUGGGAACCUGCACAGUUCAACGCUUAUAGGACACCAAUAGUACCAAUACGGAAGGCGAUGCUACCAGGUCAGGUGAAGCUGAAGAUAUGUGUAUGUGGUGACUACUCUGUAAUGGUCAACUCCCAGGUGGAAACCCACCGUUACCCAAUACCACUCCCUGAAGAUUUGAUGCGCAAGCUAGGGGGUGGAUAUUGCUUCAUCAAGAUAGACCUAGCAGACGCCUACAAUAAAAUAAAACUGGGUGGAAUUCCAAGAGGGGCCAAGGUAAAUGACAUCAUCAAGAUGCCAGCUCCAGAAGACGUUAAGAGUCUCAAGUCGUUCCUUAGUUCUGUGCAAUUCUACGGAAAUUUUCUAUCAAAUUUAGCAACAGUGGCAGAACUGUUGCAUCGUUUGACCAGGAAGGAGUCUGUAUGGAAAUGGGAUGCAGAGGAACAGAAUGCUUUCGAGAAGCUGAAGGAAUUGCUGUCAACAGAAAGUGGCUCACUUCGAUUCAUCUACGCCAAUUGGAAUUUUCUGCAGUGCUUCGAACAUCACAAACCAUUGCUCACUUUGUUCAGGCCAACCAAGGCACCACCUGCACUAGCUGCCACCCGCCUGGCUCAUUGGGCACUACAGCUAAGCCAGCACGACUACUCCAUCGAACACAGGAAAACGUUGGACCACCAAAAUGCAGACUCACUCAGUAGAUGGCCGGCCAGUACAGAUUCCAGUUUUGACGGAGAGGAAAGUGGGCCUGACAUCAAUACAGGCUGUGCUAUCAACAUGGUAAACGACCACGUCAAGCCAGUAAAUGCGACAACACUGCAAAGGGGGUCCACCAAGGAUCCUGUAGUUUCAACAGUUAUGUGCCAUUGUCGAGAAGGCUGGCCACCCAAAAAGACAGAAGAUGCAAACAACAAGGUGGAAGAUUCUCGAAGCAUUGAUGGAGACAUCGAGGAGACGUGUUGCCGCUGUACUUCGUGUGGUGAGCACCAUAGCAAACUUGCCAAGCCAGCAACACAUCCAUGGGUGCUGCAUGAGAAGCCAUGGAGUCAAAUUCAUCUUGAUCACGCCUUUAAUUUUAUGGGAUCGAACUGGCUGGUGCUCACGGAUGCCUAUUUGAAGUAUCCCUGCAUUCACCCUACACAGUCUAUUUUUACUAAGGCAACAAUCAACUUACUAGAGCAAGACUUUGCACACUUCGGUUACCCCCACACGUUGGUAACAGAUAAUGCCUCGAGUUUCCUUAGCGAGGAGUUCCAGCAUUGGUGUAAAGAGAGAAACAUUGUUCACUUGUCGGGAGCGUCGUACCAUCCUGCUACUAAUGGAGCUGCAGAAUGCCUCAUUCAGACUUUCAAGCAGGCACUGAGAAAAUCUGCACUACCACCUAAAGCGGCCUUGCAGGAGUUUCUCAUGCAGUAUUGGCACACACCAACAUCAAGUGGCUUCUUCUCACCAAGGGAAAUGCUAAACGAAAGGCAGAUGAGGACACGGAUUGACACACUACUGUCAUCCCCAGCCGAUGUCUUGCAAGAAAAACAAGUUAAGGAAGCGGCCUGA
Portunus trituberculatus (swimming crab) is the source of this 1959-nucleotide messenger RNA. RefSeq lists its product as uncharacterized. Gene Ontology annotation, biological process: DNA integration. NCBI's taxonomy places the organism in Eukaryota, Metazoa, Arthropoda, Malacostraca, Decapoda, Portunidae. The record is from RefSeq and is a predicted model, not a curated record. Gene Ontology annotation, molecular function: nucleic acid binding. The transcript has 6 exons. Bases 1 to 1959 code for a protein of 652 amino acids.